Messenger RNA from Ooceraea biroi (clonal raider ant), 821 nucleotides. RefSeq names its product ATP-dependent DNA helicase PIF6-like. The record is from RefSeq and is a predicted model, not a curated record. Lineage: Eukaryota; Metazoa; Arthropoda; Insecta; Hymenoptera; Formicidae.
AUGCUGCAAUGUUAAAUCGCAUUGCUUCGAAAGAGAUAUUAUUAAUUGCCGAAGACACGAUUGACUGUAUAUCAUAUCUGAGAAAGAAAGUAUCAAAAGUAUUAUCGAAUAAUGAUGAUGAUAAUUCUAAAACUGGACUUUAAAAAGAAAUUGCAAUUAAGAUUGGAGCAAAAGUUAUGAUAAGGCGUAAUAUUGAUGCUACUUUAGGUCUUGUGAAUGGUACAAUAGCUAAGGUAAUAUCAGUUGUACAAGAUACGUCUACCGAUGAUGUAGAAAAAAUAAAGCUUCUUUUACCAUCAGGAUUAGAAUAUUUAAUUGAAAGAGUGAGCGUUAAAUUUGAAGUGGUGGAUAGAGCGUUUGUUAUUAGAAAACAAUUUCCAUUGUGUCUGAGUUAUGGAAUCACCAUUCAUAAAAGUCAAGGAUUGAGCUUACAAAGUGCUAUUAUGGACAUAGGCAACUCUAUAUUUAAUUGUGGUCAAGUUUAUGCUGCAUUAUCACGAGUAACCUCUCUAAAAGAGUUGCAUUUAAUUAACUAUGAUCCUUCGUCAGUAAUAGCUGAUGAAAAAGCUAUUAGGGAAUAUAAUCGACCAAGAAAUCAGUACAAACCAGAAACAGAAAUAAUUACUGUUGCAAAAGAACGUUAUCGCAAAGUGAAAGAUGUUCCAUGGGCAUUGUCAAAAGUAAGUGCUUCAAUUCAAGAGAAUUAUCAAAAUAAAAAAUUACGGCAAAAUGUUGCUUGGGUUUUACAUGGUUUACAAAAUACAGACAAUGUCUCGUGUUGGCCACCCGACAUAACGAAGAACCGGUCAGUUACCGAUUAG